Bicyclus anynana (squinting bush brown) is the source of this 5862-nucleotide messenger RNA. RefSeq lists its product as uncharacterized. Gene Ontology annotation, biological process: regulation of transcription by RNA polymerase II. The coding region runs from base 3439 to 5814 and encodes 791 amino acids. Gene Ontology annotation, cellular component: nucleus. NCBI's taxonomy places the organism in Eukaryota, Metazoa, Arthropoda, Insecta, Lepidoptera, Nymphalidae. The record is from RefSeq and is a predicted model, not a curated record. The transcript is spliced from 7 exons. Gene Ontology annotation, molecular function: protein binding.
UGACGUAAACCUAAGUAUAUAAAAUUAAUAUUUUUUAAAACACAAAAGGUACUUUAUCUGCUAAUAUAUAGAAGAUAGAUAUAUGGUGUCGCGGACUUUUUUGUAGCACUUUUAAAGAUACAUAAAGUCUCCAUACAUUAAUUUCAAUUUUACACAAUAGUUAAGGCAGCGCAUGCGAAUAAGUCUGUUUAAGAGGAUUUUCAGUCCGACCUGUAUGACAAAAACUGUGAUAACUCGGCUAAUAUAUAUGAUACCAAUAUAAAAUAUAGCCUAUAGCACUCCCCGAUAAUGUAGCAUUCUACUGGUGAAAGAAUUUUUAAAAUCGGACCAGUAGUUCCGAAGAUUACCCCAUUUAAAAAAUGUGACAAACUUACAAACUUACAAACUUUACCUCUUUAUAAUAUUAGUAUAGAUGUCAAUGAUUUAGAAAAAUAUAAUUUAUAAUAAUCAUUGACAAAUUGUUUAACAGAAAAUAGUGUUCAACUAAAGAGACAAGUUUAGUUACGCCAUUGAAGGCAACAUCAGUUAUAAUCAAAUUAUUCACAAUAACGUCAGGUGUCAGUUUCUUAUAUUAAAUGAAGUAAUUUGAGAAAAUGCCUCUAUAAUCUCUCUCAUUAGGAUACCGCCCUAAAAAUGAAAGGGAAUACCUAAAUAUUUUCCUGCAGACACUUUAAAAAUAAUACUUCCCACUUAGUUGGUUGAGGUUGCCGCUUUAAGUUUCGUCUGGAAAAAAUUACUUUUUUUAAAAUUAGGAUUAUCAUAAAAUUCAGUGCCAAUAUUAUAUUUUCGUUUAGGAAUUUCUUUAAGAAACUGUUGUUUUUUUUAAUUAUACAAAAACGUAACUGUUGUAAAAAUUAAUGAUUAAAAAUGUAAAGUCCCAAGUUUUUUAAAUUAAUAAGUAGGGAAAAGGAAUAGAGUUCUGUCUCAGAUAUCAGAAUGUGUUCCAUUGUGUUAGAGACGUGGAGAAUGCUUUUCGGCAAAGCGAAUGCCACAGCAUCAAUGAGCUUCGUUAUAGGGAGUUAAGGGUAACAUAAAAGCUAGAUAUUGUAUAGAAACCAAUUUCUAAAACGAUACUAAAAGUAUUGAAUGUGUUACAAAUUUGUAUAUUUAAAUAUUUUUCGUAUAUUAUGUAAAUUGUAUGGAUAACUUGAGAACAAUUUCGAGUGGUAGUAGAUCGUGUUAUGCAUUUGCCUCGAUGUGGUAGUUCCAUGUAUGUAGUUAAAUUGUUAUGUACUAGCUGACGCCCGUGACUUCGUUCUAAUGAACUUAAGAUAUACGAGUCUCUAUAUUUAGAUUUUUUUUCUACAUCCGCUCUCAAUGACACUCUGUUUGUUGCCGUUUUUAUAUAUCUGUAAAAACCGCAUCAGUAAACUAUUAAAAGUACAAUUAAAAAUUGUUUUGUCACUCUACUUUUACUCUCACUUGCGGUUACUACCUACCGUUUUAUCCAAAGAUUCAUUUUGGAUUUUAGUAGGUGUGCCUAUUCGGGUAUGUACAUUAUUAAACAUAAUAAACUAUCUGUAAAAAGUAUACCUACUGUUCUUUUCACAAUGCCUUUGCCAUUAUAGGCUUUAAUGGCAAAGGCAUUAUGACACUCAAACUAGGCAUUAAUUUAUUAUAAAUUAAAGCCUAGUUUGAAUGUGUGCGCCAACAAGUUAGCACACACAGCUUCUUAACUUGAAUGUAAUUUUUCCGUAAAAUCGAAUAGAGGUUCACCAUAAACAAAUAUGAAUUAUUUAUCUUGUGUCCAUAGACAAUGGAUUACUUACUAAGUUUUUUUUCCCGUAGAUUUAUCUAUGAUUGGUUCUUGAUAUCUUGUAUUAAGUAUUACAUAUAAAUUGAAUAUUUAAAUAUUUAAUGAGAGAAAAAAAUAAAUGUGAUUAGACUCGAUGGAACUAUGUAAAAUGUAAAUCUAUUCCAAAUAGAUGUACGGUUUAUUGUGUAUUGAAUAGCCAUUUUAGUGUUAGUUUUACAUACAAGGACAAUUUGUUUCAAUAAAUCAGUGGCAGAUGUUUACCUGACCACAUGAUCUCAGUAUUUGUUCCAAGUGCCUUAUGAACAAAUCGACGCAUUCCUACAUACAUUCCAAUCAGAAUGGCACAAAACAUGACAUAUUGCCUAUUCAACUUAAGUAUAUUUAAACCCCACUGUCUUAUGUUUUGUUUAGUUACGCCAAUCAAUGUAGUUACACCAUUAAAGACAAUAUCAGUAGAUAAUUAUUUAUGUACGUAAAACAAUUAUUAACAGCUGCCAUUCGGUUAAUAUUCCCGGGUUCGACUCCUGGCUUGGGUUUUUUGCAUAAAUUCGCUCAGGUCAAAACUGUAACCGUUUAUAGAUUCAUCCUACCGGUUUCGUCAAAUUAGAGAAAUAUGAAAUAAAUAAAAUGGUAAAAUAAAUCUAGAUAAAUAAAUUUAUCUCAAUGAAGAAACCUAAUAAAUAUAAUAUACUUAAAUAAAUAUAAGAUUACCGCCAUGUGGAAUGUUGAGUCAACUAUUAUUGUUCCGAUAGUUGUUUCAAUCAAUGGUCUUAUAGCAAAAAGCUUCGACCAACAUAUUUCACUUAAUUGUUGAACUGAGAGAUUCGGAUACAGAAGGCAGUUUCUUAUCGGAUUCUUGACGGCGCGUAGUGUGAGGAGGUGCCUCAUGACUUUGACCAUCGCAUCGCAUCGCAAGAAAAAAAAUGAGAGAGCAAAUAAUAUUAGAAUUAAAAUUAGUGUUUUGAAAUCAAACUUAGCAAGGCUAAAAAUGUUAUGUUUUGUGCCUAAAUCUGAAUGACUAUAAGUACGACUGUUCAAUUGAUAUUUAAUUUAUCUUUUAUGUAUAUAAUGAUAUUCAUGGUACGUACAUAUUUAUUAAGCUUGUAAGUAUUAAAGUUUUCUAUAUUUAUGUUUCCAGUACUUAAUUAUUCUGUGAUAGAGUAAAUGUAAAUUUCUUUUCAUCUGAUAUUUGUUUAGUUUAUUCCAACAUAUGAAUACAAAUUUGUAAUAAAUUCAUUUGCUAACAUUUUACUAUUUUUUCUGUAUUUUUUAAAUAAAACAAUCCAACAUAGUUACGAGUAUUUUUAAAUAUUUUUUUUUUCUAAAAUAUAUCUAAUAAACUAAAAAAAAUAUCUAUGGUUAGUUACACCAAAGCCGAUCAAAGCAAAUUGAAUUCCAGAAGGCCAUGAAUUCUAAAAGGAACAGUAUUAGUUUAUGUGAUUAAAAAGUCUUAUGUACCUUUUUGUUUAUAGCUAAUUAAUUUUACGUACAUUAUAAAUGAGUUUAUCAUCAAAAAGGUAUUCAGCACUAAACCUGGCCUGUUCCAUUGUGAUUUAAUGAUAUUAAAAAAGUAAUUCUAAAUUCACUUCGUCUUUUGUUCCGAUCCUUCAAACUUCUGUCACGUUGUCUAAGCCUAAACUGAGCUUUGAAAAUUAUUCGAAAUAAAAAAAUUAAUUAAUGGAAUGGCCCCAAUACGAUACAGUUUACAUUAUGAAGACUAUUCUGAACACCUGAUGUCGAGGUUUGGAAAGCUGUUACAAAUGCAGUCCCUGGUGGACAUGACACUUAUGUGCAGCUCGCACACUUUGCGUGUGCACAAAGCGGUCCUAGCUGCAAGCAGCGCUUAUUUUCAAGAAGUCUUACAAAAACAGACAGGCGAACCCCUUAUCAUACUGAAAAUGAGAUUUAACGUGUUAAAAUGUCUCGUGGAGUUCAUGUAUUGCGGCAAGACACAGUGCUUGGAGGAAAACCUGGACGAACUGGUGUCUGCUGCGCAAUUCCUAAAAAUAAAGGGCUUGUCCAAAGUAACGAAAGAGGGAUUGGGUAUUAAUAAUCCCAGCGAGCUGCCCGUGUUCACCCCGCCGGUAGUGAUCAGCCGACCGCCGCAGUCGCUGAUUGACAUGCACACACAACCUCAGCCGCAGGAAACCAUCGAACCAAAAGUGCCUACAACGCAGCAGUUGCCACUGCCAACAGCAAGUCAACCAGCAACCGACACGCUUAACCGAAAUAAUAAGGACAUGGUGGUUAGAAUACCCUUUGACAUCGAGGGCGGCACCAGUAUGGACUACGUGGAUCCCACACGUGGGGCAAGACCACGCCGCGGUCGACCUAGUUUCAAGCGACCAUCUGGAUGGGAGCCCGGGUCUGGUCUAGGCCGUGCCGCCGAGCGAGCGUUGAUGCGCCGCGAACAUGAUUCAAGAAAGGCGAUCCAUCAUCUCAAGCACCUACAGAAUCGGCACAUGCAGGACUACAUGGAUCGGGUGACGCUUUCCCAGGCCGUCAACAGCAUUUGUAACAAUGAUAACUCGCAGAGCUACCUCAACAUGGACAACGAUCUCAUGUAUAUGGAUCAGGCUAUCUCUUCCAACACGCUCGACCCAACAGCGUCUUACACUAAGGAUUCGCUUGGAAACGACACCUUGACAUCAAACUACUCAACAUCUGUAACCAGCACAUUAAAUGAAACUUCUAGCGGUGGAAUAAACACUGCUAUGUCUCAAUAUGUUAACGCUUUAAAGAGUGCAGGCUUGCCAACAGACUUGCCGAUUCUAUUUGAAUCCGGUGACGGAUCCUACAUAAACGUCAACGAACAAGUCCUCCUUGAUAUGGUACAGAGCAGCGAAAUACAGUAUGAAGUAAUCGAACAGCCAAACAUUAUAGAGAAUGUAGCAGAUCCGAGUGAAAUCAAAAGUAUAGACGAACUGUCCAAAUCAAUCGAGCGUGGCGAAAUGCUCUUGGGUUCAAAGAACUUUACGUCGACUAACGCUUACAAUAAAGACACUACUGCCCACGACGAUGCUAUUAAUAGUUUAAACGCUAUACUACCGGACAAUCUGGAACCUUUUGGUGAACAUCAAAAUUAUGUCGUACUAGACCAUUCUUUGCAAGAUGCCCAUGUCUCAAUCAGCCAUGACAACGCAAAUGAUUUUUCAUGUAUCGAAAGCGAUAUGCAAUUCUUUACUAAAUCUAUGAGCGAUGAUGUCAAAAAGUAUUACGAGGAACCGCAGUUAUCUGAUGCAAGGGUGUUGGAUCAAUUUUGCCCGGUAAGUACUUCGUUGGAUACGAGUUUCAGCAUGUCUCUUCUUGAUACGAAGAGUUCUCAUUUAGAAGACAACAUGAGUCAACAAUACAAUACUUUGAACGCAGAUGAUUUAAAGAGAACCGAAGACUGUUACGAUUUUACUUUACAAUUGCCACAUUCAAACGUAUUUAAAGAGGACACUCUAGAUUGUUUGAUGUCACCAAAACAAAAUGAUAAACGAGGAAAUUAUAUUGAAGACAAUAUAGAGAGUAGGGUACAAGAACGUGACGAAAUUAUUAAGGAUUUGAUGAAUAUUGAAAGUACAAUGAAGCAAAGCGAGUUAAUUGGCGAGGAAUCAAAUACUAACUUGAAUUCUAUACUAUGUGACGAUGACAAAGAAAAUAAUAGUCCUAAUACAAACUUUUCUACGUGUGAUUUGAAAUGGGAUAUGAGCAGUAAAGAUAAUGAGAAUGAAAAUAAUGAACCUGCAGACAAUGCAAUGGGUUUAGAUACUCCACAAACCCUAAUGGUAUCACCAAAGGAAAAUUUACCAAAGUCUGAUGAAUUUACUGCUGAAAAAUGGGACUCAUUUAAUACAGAUGAGGAAGCACAUAAAAAUGAUGAUGAAAUAACACAAAAAACUAUUAAUUCCACUUUAGAUGAAAAUAUACCGUUUGCUGUGGGACUUUUGCCACUCAAGCAGAUGCCGCCAGCUGAUGACGAAGUUGUAUUAAAAAGAAAAGGCUCCUAUGAUAUGUUGGAUGAUAUGGACGCACAGUGCUUAAAGCGCAAAAUAAAGUAUAAGAAGGUGUAAAUAUUAAUUAUGUGUACGAAAUAGUAUUGACAAUAAACCAAAGUUAUU